Molecule: messenger RNA, 318 nt
Organism: Iphiclides podalirius (scarce swallowtail)
Lineage: Eukaryota; Metazoa; Arthropoda; Insecta; Lepidoptera; Papilionidae
Source: the annotation of a GenBank genome assembly
AUGGGCAGUAAGAGGCUUCUCUUAAGACAUGAAGAGUACACAAUUAGCGAUUUUUCCAUCCACAAGGUCAAUGUCACCGUGCCUGGAGUGACAGAAACUUCGAUUAUUACGCGGCCUCGUGUAGAGCGCCGUCUCGCUCGCACCCGCGAGUGCUGUCGAAAAAUUUCUGCGGCGCUGGCGGCGUCAGUGGGCGCUCGCCAGCCGGUCAAGCAGGGCGUGUCGGUCGCGUUCGUUUCCCGCCACGCUACGUUUACAAUUUGUCAGCCUACAGAACUGUGGCGCACUCAAUACUCGAUCCUCGACCUUGCAGGCAUCAGC